ACGCCCUGAAGUGGGAUUCCGGCAUUUCCGCCCCGAAGUGUUGGGGCGACGUGGCCUCAGGGCAGCGGUCUUCCUCUCUUGCAGACAAGGUGUACAUGGGCCCAGGGCAGCUGUACCAAGACCUCCAGAACUUGCUGCACGACCUCAACGUGAUCGGCCAGAUCACUCAGCUGAUAGGAAACCUGAAAGGGGUCUAUCAGAACUUAAACCAGGCGGUCGCCCACGACUGGACAGCAGGAUUGCAGAGGCUUAUCUUGAAGAAAGAAGAUGAGAUCAGAGCCGCUGACCGCUGCAGGAUCCAGCUGCAGCUCCCGGGCAAGCAGGACAAGUCCGGGAGACCCACGUUCUUCACGGCCGUGUUCAACACCUUCACCCCUGCCAUCAAAGAGUCCUGGGUGCACAGCCUGCACAUGGCCAAGCUCGCGCUGGAAGAGGAGAACCGCAUGGGCUGGUUCUGCGUGGAGGACGACGGUAACCAGAUCAAGAGGGAGACGCACCCCCUCCUCGUGGGACACACGCCUGUGAUGGUGGCCAAGCAGCCGGAGUUCAAGAUCGAAUGUGCUGCUUACAACCCUGAGCCGUACGUCAGCAACGAAAGCCAGCCGGACCCCUGCUCGGCCGCCCGCGGCUUCCUGUGGAUCGGAAGCUGUACCCAGCAGAUGGGUCAGAUUGCCAUCGUCUCCUUCCAAAACACGGCCCCCAAAGUCAUCGAGUGCUUCAACGUGGAGUCCCGGAUCCUGUGCAUGGUGUACGUCCCCGUCCGGAGCAACCACACGCAGCCCAGCACGGCCCCUGACCCUGAGCCUGCAGCCCCGAGAGCCGCGGACGUCCCCACCGUCUGUUUGGGGACGGAGGAGGGAAGCAUCUCCGUCUACAAAAGCAGUCAAGGCUCCAAGAAGGUGAGGCUGCAGCACUUUUUCACACCCGAGAAGUCCACGGUCAUGAGCUUGGCCUGCUCGUCUCGGGGUCUGUACGCCGGGCUCGUCAACGGGACUGUCGCCAGCUACGCCAAGGCUGCAGAUGGAUCCUGGAACUGCGAGCCUCAGCACGUGAUCAAACUGGGCGUCCUCCCGGUGCGAAGCCUGCUGGUGAUGGAGGACACGCUGUGGGCGGCUUCCGGAGGCCAGGUCUUCGUCAUCGGCCUGGAGACGCACACCGUGGAGAGUCAGCUGGAGGCACACCAGGAGGAAGGCAUGGUCAUCUCCCACAUGGCCGUGGCCGGCGUCGGCAUCUGGAUCGCCUUCACCACGGGCUCCACGCUGCGGCUCUUCCACACCGAGACACUCAAGCACCUGCAGGACGUGAACAUCGCGGCCCCCGUGCACCACAUGCUGCCAG
This is a messenger RNA of Oryctolagus cuniculus (rabbit), 1338 nucleotides long. The record is from RefSeq and is a predicted model, not a curated record. Lineage: Eukaryota; Metazoa; Chordata; Mammalia; Lagomorpha; Leporidae.